AUGUCUGGAAGGCCCGAGGAAGGACAUUACGGUAAUGAGGAAAGCCAAUCGCCUACUGUGCCACGACAAGAUCGGAGGAGAUUGAGGCUGGAGUCCAAUAGUGACACAGAUCAGCCCGCUGCGACUCGCAGAGGAGCGGAGGAAAGGCAGCGACCGCAGUUGACCAUGAGCAGCAGCGUGGAGGACAUACUGCUGGAGGGAAGCACUCUCAGGAACAAAAUGAAGCUGAAUGAAUUCCUUCGGAGCAACUUGGGCGGCAUGGCGGCUGUUGAUGAAGAACACAACGUGACGAUGGAGGCGUUUGUUCAGGAUCCCGAGACGUUUAUCCAAAACAAAAGGUUGUUACGCACAAUAACGGCAUUGCCGUCAUACAGCGAACUAGAAAGAGAGAUGAAAAGAGAGCUGGAUGAGAGGAAAAUACUAUUGGAGGCCAUUUAUAAGCUUAAUCGCGGUGGUGUGCUCUCUCUCGAGCAAUGGAGGGACUAUGAAGGAAAGGAUACGGUCACUCCUCUUCCAAAAGCAAAACUAAACAGAGUUCUCACUCAGCUACUGAGAGAAGGAAACCGGGAGGCGGAAGAAAGGGGAAUGCGUGAGGAAGAAGAAAGGCAAAGACGAGCGCAAGAAAUGGAAUUUACCAUUUCCACUACGAUCGAAGAUGUACUGUUUAAAGGAAGAGUCCGCGUCAAGGACACAAAGCUGAAUGAUUUUCUUACGAUGGAAUUUGGCGGAAAGGGCAUUGUGGCUACCAAUCGGGAUGUUUUGCUGAAGGAGUUUUUUAAGGAACCGGCGAGGUAUAUCCAUGAUGCGAGAGUACUGGACGAAAUACGGGCAACAGAUCGUUAUUUGAAGAUGGGGAGGGCUGUAAUGGAUGAAGUGAAUAUGGAAGAAGAUGUACGCAUGCUUCACGAGAAUGGUGUGUUCUCUCUCGAGCAAUGGAGGGAAUAUGAAGGAAAGGAUACGGUCACUUCUCUUGCAAAGGGAAAACUAAACGCUGCCCUUUCUCGGGCGCAGAUAUCAACGUCCGUGGUUAAAUCAACGGUGCUGAAGGGAUAUUACGAGUCUGUGUACAAUGCGGGGUGGAGCCAUGUGGUGGAAGUUCCUGACGGCGAUGAGGAAGAGGAAACAGAAAUGGGAAUGGAGGUGAGGAAGGGGAAACCAGAACAGUCAUGGACUUACAAGAAAGUUGGCGAAACUCUCGAAAGGAAUGACAGUGUGCAGCAAUCCGGUGAAGCACGUCUCAGGCUGAUGGUGCUCACUUCGGACAAGGGAUGGCCAUACUCGUGGGAAGAGGAUGAAUUCAUUCGUGACUGCUCUGUGAACUGUGAGGUGGAGCGAGCGUGGCAGAUUGUCAAGGGCGAUCUCACCGAAUGGUUCAGCCCUCGCGGUGAGAACAAAUUGACGCCUGGGCGGCAUCUGGUAAUUGGGACGCCCGGGAUCGGGAAGUCGAUGAAUGCCGGUUCGUACCUCCUGUAUCAGCUGCUGCACUACGAUGCCAAGAAACUCCCUGUGGUUCUGUACGUUAUUGGAAAUGGAACAUUCUUGUUUGAAAAGACCACCCAAACGGUGACAAAAUACGUGGGUGGGGCCAGUAUUGACGAUGUUCUUGAUUUCCUCUCUGACCGUGGGGUGAAUGCGUAUAUUAUCUACGACGUGGCAAAAGAGGGCCGUAAACCGUAUCCGAUUUCUAAUUCUCGCAAAUGGGGCAUGAUUGUGGUGACAUCGCCAAACCCGGACAACUUUGGCGCAUGGGAGAAAUACAAGUCACCGAAGCGAAUCAUAAUGAAUUGUCCUGAAAAAGACGAUGUGAAGGCGAUGUGCGUUUGGAUGAAGCGCAAUGAUUCAGGUGAGCAAGCUGAGUACUGGAAUGUGGUGAAUGGUCGAGUGGAUAAAGUGGGACCACUUCUCCGCUACAUCUUUGAUGACACCAAAUACAAUAAUCGGAAUGACUUGUGCGAAGAUACUGUUAAUAGCCUGAGCCGCAUCGAAGCCGAAUAUUACCUUCACUUCGGAACUGGGAAAAUGUUGGGUGGUAACAACGUUUCCCACAAGCUUGUGAGGAUCGUCCGAGUACGAGGAGGAAAAAAUUGUGAAUUGACCUUUAAUGGACUGAUGUCUCCUUAUCUCGGAAAUUUAACUUUAUGCAAAUUGGCGGAGUUAAUGAUGCCGAAUGAUUUUAUUUUACUCGUAUUGGCUAUCAAGGACGAUCUCUUAUCAAAAGUCCUUGAAAAGUAUUCCGUGUUUACGUUUUUGAGCGAGGCCUUUGUAAGUGCAAUAAUACCGAAACUCAGGGAGCUGAAACUAACAGAAAAUGCUCCACCACAUCUCUGUGCGCUGAGAGAGCAUCCACAUGAGCGCCCUCUCAAGCCCUCUCUUUUACCGUUACUGGAAAAUUUCGAGAAGAAGAUUAAUAUAGAGUGUCGGGUGUUGUACAAGCCGGAGGCUCAAAACUUUCCGCUGUUGGACGCCUUUUUCUUCGUGAACUCAAAUCCGAAGACGCUGGUUGGGCUGCAGAUUACUACGGCGGGUGAGCAUCACACCAUACCCAGCACCGUGAAUCUGUUCAAUGAGCGUAUGGCGGAAUAUUUUAAUGGCUGGGAGCAAUUUUCUGAGGGAUUGUCGUGGGAUAUUAUUUAUGUGCAGCACGCAGACACCACGCCGCUAACUGGCUGGCAGAGAUGUGGUCCCGUCAAUCCCAAUAAUUUGACCCCCGCUGAAGAAGAGAUUGUGUCGUUCUGGAACGAAAAGGUGCACCAGUACCAAGUUUCUGUAUCAUCCAGAGACUUUAGAAGAGACGAAGCACCCCGAAGUGUGGAAGAACAACAACAACAGGGAACAGAUUAG
Messenger RNA from Trypanosoma cruzi, 2841 nucleotides. Its product is annotated as retrotransposon hot spot (RHS) protein, putative. The coding region runs from base 1 to 2841 and encodes 946 amino acids. The record is from RefSeq and is a predicted model, not a curated record. Lineage: Eukaryota; Euglenozoa; Kinetoplastea; Trypanosomatida; Trypanosomatidae. The transcript has a single exon.